ACCUCCAGCUGCCACCUGAAGCGAAGCAUCACAUCAUCCUCCUCACGAAAUACAGCACCUCACACGUCAACACCUAUUCAAAAGCACACAAAGGGGAUCUCGCGAAACAAACUAUAAUGUGAAAAAAGCGAGAGACAUACAGAACGUAUUAAGACGCGAGAGCGCGCGCGCGCGCCCACCGAGCCUCCUCAUUGUGAUUGUGAGUGAAGAGAGGCGGGUUCAUAUGGAGGGCCGCUGCUCAGCUCUGCAGCCACUGCAGCGUCUCCCGCUGCCUGCUCUUCCUCCGCGCGCGUCUCCGCGAGCGCUGUGAUGUGAAUAUUAAUGAUGCUGCGCGAAUCUCCGCGCUCAUUUUCACCGCUUUCACCUUUUUGAGAGAACUGCUCCUACUAGUUUGUUGAAGGUCUUGAGAGAGGCGUUUGUCACUGUCAUGUGAGUCUAACUCUGCGUUUUUUUAAACUGUUUUAAGACGGGAGGUUUAAAGAACAGCAUGGCAGAGUCCCCUGUUGAAGAGGACACACCAAAAGAGCAAGAGAGUGCCACCCAUGAUCCCCUGCCGUGGGCUGGGGCUGCUCUAGGGGGGAGAAUAUUGAAAGCAUGUGUUACGGCUGGUGCUUUUCUCCUGCUGUACACACUUUCUCAAAUCACAGGUUUGUGGGUUAUUUACAUGCUGAAUGGCUACAGGGCUUUUCCAGCAGCACACAAAGUUUUGGAUCUUCUGCAGUAUCUUCUCUCCACCAGUGAUACCUGUGAUCAACAGAUGGAGAUUUGGAGGGUGGAGAGUUUGUUGCCCCUCAUAGCCACACUCUUCUUAGGUGUAGUCAUCCUCGGCACUGGAACUCUGUUCUGCAUUAAAACCCUUGUGCCUGGCAACACCACUUGCUUCCCUGAUGAUCGUCGUCAGUCCAUGAGCAGGCAACCUUCCUUUACAUAUUCGGAAUGGACAGAUGCCAGACAGGAGAAUUUCUACGAGCUAGAUCCUGUUCCUGAGACUCCUGUUUUCGACUGUUUUAUGGACAUGAAGACUGAGGCUGACCCUGCCACUCUCACUGUUAAGCCUGUGGGCUUGCAGGAAAGGAGGGGUUCAAAUGUGUCGCUGACUCUGGACAUGUGCACCCCUGGCACUACAGAGCCCUAUGGAUCCCUGCUGUCCCCCAGAGAACAGAGCACAAAGGAAUAUCUGCAGAAUGCAUCCAACCUACUAACACCUGAACAGCUACACACACGAGCUCUGGACGAUGCCGUACUGCAUGCUGAGUUUUAUGAAACGCCUAUGAACUUUGUGGACCCGAAGGAAUAUAGCAUUCCCGGCGUGGUGAGAAAGAAUCGCUACAAAACCAUACUACCAAACACACAUAGCAGAGUUUGCUUAAAAGCAAAAGAGGAGGAUGAUUUUCUAAGUACCUACAUCAAUGCUAAUUAUUUGAAGGGCUAUGGAGGGAAAGAGAAAGCAUAUAUCGCCACACAGGGUCCCACUGUAAACACAGUGGGGGAUUUUUGGAGAAUGGUUUGGCAGGAGCGCUGUCCCAUUAUCGUCAUGAUCACCAACAUCGAAGAGAAAAAUGAGAAAUGCACAGAAUACUGGCCAGAGGACAAUGCAGUCUGGGAGGGUAUCGAGAUCACUGUCAAACAGGUCAUCCAAGCAGAUGACUACAGUCUAAGGAUUUUCACUGUGAAGAGUGAGGGUGAGGAGCGCACUAUCAGACAGUACUGGUACACAUCCUGGCCAGAUCAAAAAACUCCAGAUAAAGCCCCACCUCUGCUAGAAUUGGUUCAGGAAGUAGAGGAAGCGAGGAAUCAAUCUCCAUCCAAUAGUGGCCCUGUCAUUGUGCACUGCAGUGCCGGGAUUGGACGCACUGGCUGUUUCAUUGCUACCUCCAUCUUGUGCCAGCAGCUAAGCAAUGAAGGGGUGGUUGACAUUCUGAAGACCACCUGCCAGCUACGCCUGGACAGAGGUGGGAUGAUUCAGACAGCGGAGCAGUAUCAGUUUGUUCAUCAUGUACUCAGCCUGUAUGAACGACAGCUUCAGAAGACCUCAGAAGAGUAAAGCCUCCAUGAGUGCACAACCUUCACACUUCUCCUUGACCUUCAUCUGAACAUGGGGCAGGGACUGACAUUCAGUACUUCAGAUCUCAUGUUUUUAUAUACAACCGACGUUUAGGCUGAACUAUCCUUUCGGAGCAAGGCCAAUAUUAGACUUUACCCUACCCACAAUACCCCCUGCUCGCCCCAUGCCUCAUCAAAACACAAAAUAUACUUGAUUUAUUUAUUAUAAUUAAAGUAACACUAAUGGUUAUUUAUGAAAUACACAAAUACUGCCCUAACAACAUAAUAAUGCUCAGCAGAUCAUUUACAGUAUGCUCAAACACAACAAUGUUUCUACUCGUGUAAUGGUACAGUACAAACACAAUAACAAGUGGACACCAAGGCCUCCAUUUGUCUGAGAUUAUAUAAAUGUAACAUUAGAUUUAGUGACCUCUGAGCCUAAAGUACAGCAAUUUUCCUUUUACUUCUAAGACGUUUUUACAGGAUUUAUAACUUAAUGUAUCUUGAAGAUUUGUUGUAAUGUCUGGGUGUGUCUGUGUGUGUGUGUGUGUGUGUACAAAUAUGUUGAAAGAUCAACCCGAUCAAUCAGUAUGUAUGCUUGUAUGUCCGAGCGUGUCUGUGUAUACUGGAGACGGCAUAAAGGCGAGAAAAUGUUCACUAUGUGCUACUGUAUGAUGAUUAUCAGACUUACUCCGGAUGUGUGGUUGGUCUCUAGGGAGAGGUUAUCCUACCACAUUUAAUACAAAUGGCCUUAAUAUGUGUCUUUCUGUCCUGAUUGGGGUCCAUAUGGUUGUUUAGAGAUGUUGUCGAGCAGAUCUGAAGGCAGUGUGGUGUUGCAGCCUGUCGUAGUCUCAUUAGGUCCGAUUAGGAGCGAGACUGAUCCCAGUACAGAUCGACGUGCGCUUUUCCAGCGUACCUUUGCCUUCUUGCGUGUUGUUGGAUGCUGUAACCUGUAAAACGUAUUAGUUGGACUCUUAAAAGCAUCGAUGCUGCACCUCAAGGUAUUAUGUACAGAAAUGCCGAAACACUGUAUCCGACUAAUGUUCAAUUUGUAAAUCAUAGCUUGUAAUGAUAGCAGAAAUCACGACAAUGGGACAUAUAUAGUUGUGAUGUUUUUGCCCUGGACGUCCAGGUUACUGUGACUCAUUAUUACAAAUUCUUUUAUUAGCUUGUUUUGCUCUGGUUAUAACAUUGUUUAUAUGUGGGUCUGCGUUUCUGAUUCGUUGAGAUGUAUAAUAAUCAGUAUUUGCCCAGCUCGUACAGCUUUGCUGAGACUUGCAGUUUGCAUGAGCAAGUACAUUUUGAACUUCUUUUUAAUUAUUAGCAAGACAAUUUUGAAAUGAUAAGCAGACGUUAGUGUGUGAUCAUGUGCAAUAGCUUCUGCGUCUCUGAGAAUCUUCAGUCAAUGACCUCAUAUGAUCCAGCUGGACAUACAACACUGGAACUGUAAUGCAAGUAUCCUCCAACUUACUUUAAACAGUACUGCUAUAACACUUUUCUGACUAGUCCUGUGUUUUAAACCAGAUGGUUUCUUUCAGGCAGCUCUGAGCUGAAAGUAGCUACACUAGAGAUUGUACUGGUAUUUAAAUGUUGCUAGUUCAAGGCUUUGAAAUGGUUUUGCCAGAAAUGAGAAUGUCUUCAAUUGACUUUCAUUCACACGCUUUAAUUGCUGCUGUUAUCAUCUGCUGUCUUUUUAUUAUAGCAGAACUGCUGUUGUGUUUCGUUGAUACUGAGCAUUUGAAUUGUAUUAUUUGAAAUAUUAGUCUUAUUUAUUGAAAAAGUUUUGUCUCUGUGUUUCUGUGCUGUUAUUACACUGCCAAAGACUGUAGUGAUUGGUCCAUACGGCAAAACAUUUUUAAAAUCCUAUUUCUAUAUUUUAAAGCAUUGAAACCGUAGCGAGUUUUAGGAUCAACAUGUGGAAUUAUAACAGUACAUAUAUGAAACCAGCUUAUAUAUUUGGAUCUUAUUUUGGAGUCCCACUGUAAAUCAUAAUUCAAGAUUGUCUUAUAUUUUAUUCCAUCUAGUAUUUUGUUUAAUCGUUUGUUUAACCUAAAUAAAGAAAAAAGGUUUUAUCAAUUUACAGGAAUGUAAAUACAACAUUGACAGCAUUUGUGGCAUAAUGUUGAUUACCACUGAAAUAUUUUGGUAACACUUUACAAUAUUUGUUAACAUUAGCAAAUGUUUUAGCUAACAUGAACUAACAAUGAGCAUUGUAGUUUAUCAGCAUUUAUUAAUCUCUUUAUUAAUGCCAAUACAGUUGUUCAUGUUAGUUCACUGUGGUUAACAGUUACACAUUUAAAAAAAAAACAAUAUUAGUAAAUGCUGUAGAAAUAUUGUUUUUUGUUAGUUCAUGUUAGCUAAUGCAUUUACUGAUGUUUACAACCUUUAUAUUGAAUAUUUUGGGCAGGUAAAAAUAUUUAAAGUUUAGCUUAGGCAAAAUCACUUAAUGGCCCUGUCUGUGAGAAGUUAUAUAAUGAUGGCUGGUAAAAUGCCAGAUAUAUUUGCAAACUCAUAGUUGUGGUGGUAACAGACACACAAAAAAAAAAGGUUUUCACACCUCAAAACCAAUGAUUCAGACAACAAUUCAAAUACAAAAUAAUUUAGCAAUUUAUGUAAGUGCUUUAGCAAAGACAGAGGCUUUACAGUUCUGAUUUAAAAUAUCGGCCUGGUUUACUUGAAACGUGUACAGUGUGUAUAGUAACCAAAAUGUUAUUCUGUGGUAAUCAACACAAAGCAUAAAUCUCUUACAUUUACAACCAUUUCUGUGCAUAUGUUACACUGUUUGUCACCCUUAUAGACCUUUUACAGGUUUUGUACUGUCUGCUAGAAUAAUCUUAAAAAAGAUUUACAAAUAUUCAAGGUCUAUACUGUUUAAUUUCAGUAGUCAAACAUAAAUUAUUUCACACUUAAGAAAGUCUAAUCAAAAACACAUUUUGAAUGAAUAAAUAUAUAUAUACCAGGCCCUGAGUAAUCACCAAGGGGCACAAAAAUAACAUAGAAAUCCUCAUUAUAGAUGUAAAAAUGUAUUCUUUAGGCAUCCCGUGAUUACAUGCAGCAAUAAAUCAUGGCCAGAUAAAAGUAUUUGAUCAAGUUCAGUGUGUCAGCUCAACAAUAGGUUUAAUCAGUGAAUCAAAGAAUACCUUUAAUCAGUGUUGUAGUUGAUAGGUUGUAGCAUAGGGCAAGUAUUGCAGUUAAGGGGCUUGCAGUUUCAUUUCCUUCCCCCAGCUCACUGCCCACUCACUCUCACAGUUAGACCCCGUUUCCUACAGGACACUCCAUCUGUUGGGGUGUCUGUGUUGCCAGAGAAGAGUAACAGACAAAUAGGCACCAGCAAAUAAGUAUAUCAUUAUAUCAUACAAACACAAAUUAGAUCUUGGGCCAACCCAGCUUGGAUUAUAUCCACAUAACAGUAUUUAGAAUAAUCUGGAGGAUGCUCUUUUAUGUUGAAAUGUAUUUUAAUUGAAUCAUUGUGAACUACUCACUACCAGCAUAGUAUGUCUUUAUGCACUAUUGUACAAAGCUAAAACAAGCACAAAGAUGAAAUACUGAUUUUUGAAUGUGAAUGCAGAGGCUUGUGCCUCGGCUGUCUUAAUCUCUGAAAUAUUUCAAUGCCACCUGAGUAUUUGACCUUUUGCUUCUUCAUUUCACCUGAACUUUUCACAGUUUUGUUUAUGCGUUUAGCAGUGUUUCAAUAUUGCUUAUUUAUUGUCCGUGAUUUUGGUUAAAAUGUUUGGCAAUGACCCCUUAGUCUAAAAAAAAAGAAAAGGAAAAAAACAAUUUUAAACCUGUUCUAUAGUGAAAUAGAUGUAGUUUGAAAAAUUAAAUUUGCCUCAUUGCGUUCGUAUCGUUCCUCUGCUGUUAAAAUCCAAAUAGAAUGUAACAUGAAUAAGUUUACAAUAUCAUGGCUUGUAUUAUUGGUAUAUGCUUUAAUUUUUAAAUAAAAAAUUCCUUCUGUUAAUCAGGAAAAUGAGGUGAUUAGAGUUUGAUUGACAUACAGAUGUGAUAUUCAUAAAAGUGCAGUGUUGCAUUUGCAGGGUUGCAUUUCAUUGAAGGAACACGCCCACAUUUUGGGAAUUUAGCUUAUUCACUGUAUCC
Messenger RNA from Paramisgurnus dabryanus, 6138 nucleotides. RefSeq names its product protein tyrosine phosphatase non-receptor type 5 (gene ptpn5). Gene Ontology annotation, biological process: protein dephosphorylation; signal transduction. Gene Ontology annotation, cellular component: cell junction; cytosol; plasma membrane. The record is from RefSeq and is a predicted model, not a curated record. Lineage: Eukaryota; Metazoa; Chordata; Actinopteri; Cypriniformes; Cobitidae. Gene Ontology annotation, molecular function: protein kinase binding; protein tyrosine phosphatase activity.